Molecule: messenger RNA, 2499 nt
Organism: Rotaria sp. Silwood2
Lineage: Eukaryota; Metazoa; Rotifera; Eurotatoria; Philodinida; Philodinidae
Source: the annotation of a GenBank genome assembly
AUGACUGCAGUAGUAGAAGAUAUGCCAGUUACUAUUCUUAAAGAGGAAGAUCUAGGUCGAAUUGUUCAACAAAAUUAUAUUCUUUCAUCACAAUAUGAAUCACUUGAUACUGAUGAUUUAUAUACAAAAUAUAAAAAACUUCAACGACAACUUGAAUUCUUAGAAGUUCAAGAAGAAUAUGUUAAAACAGAAUUAAAAAAUUUAAAAAAAGAAAUGUUACAUGCACAAGAGGAAAUAAAACGUAUUCAAAGUGUACCACUUGUUAUUGGACAAUUUCUUGAAGCUGUUGAUCAAAAUACCGGUAUUGUUGGAUCGACUACAGGUUCAAAUUAUUAUGUACGAAUUUUAUCAACAAUUGAUCGAGAACUUUUAAAAACUGGUGCUAGUGUUGCUUUACAUAAACAUUCAAAUGCACUUGUUGAUAUUCUUCCACCAGAAUCAGACAGUAGCAUUUCCAUGUUACAAGCUGAUGAAAAACCGGAUGUUGAUUAUGCGGAUAUUGGUGGAUUAGAUCUGCAAAAGCAAGAGAUUCGUGAAGCUGUUGAGUUGCCAUUGACACAUUUCGAAUUAUAUAAAUUAAUUGGUAUUGAUCCACCACGUGGUGUACUUAUGUAUGGCCCUCCGGGUUGUGGAAAGACAAUGUUGGCUAAAGCUGUUGCUCGACAUACGACUGCUUCAUUUAUUCGUGUAGUUGGUUCAGAAUUUGUUCAAAAAUAUCUUGGCGAAGGUCCUCGAAUGGUUCGAGAUGUGUUUCGUCUUGCUAAGGAAAAUUCUCCUGCUAUUAUUUUUAUCGAUGAAAUUGAUGCAAUUGCUACAAAACGUUUCGAUGCUCAAACAGGAGCUGAUCGUGAAGUACAACGUAUUCUACUUGAAUUACUCAAUCAAAUGGAUGGUUUCGAUCAAAGCAUUAAUGUUAAAGUUAUAAUGGCAACAAAUCGUGCUGAUACACUUGAUCCAGCUCUUCUUCGUCCUGGUCGUUUAGAUCGUAAAAUUGAAUUUCCUGUACCUGAUCGACGACAAAAACGUUUAGUUUUUUCAACUGUAACUAGUAAAAUGAAUUUAAGUGAUGAAGUUGAUUUAGAAGAUUAUGUUGCACGUCCUGAUCAUAUAUCAGGUGCCGAUAUUAACUCAAUUUGUCAAGAAGCUGGUAUGCAAGCUGUACGUGAAAAUCGUUAUAUUGUAUUAGCAAAAGAUUUUGAAAAAGCAUAUAAAAAUGUCGUAAAGAAAAAUGAACAAGAUUUUGAAUUUUAUAAUGCAUUAGAAAGACUCAGUAAACCAACACCUAAAAAUAAUAAUAAUAAUAAGCAAAUUCAUCAACGUCUAAGUGCACCAACAAAUCACAUGAUUACAGAUGCACGACAAUUAUUAACAAAUCGAACUACACCAAUAUUUGAUGCUCGACAAUUAUUAAGUCGACAAUCAUCAGGAGCUUCUAAUACUUCUGUAAUAAUACGAAAAGAUAUCGUACAAACUGAAGAAGAAGAUGAUGAACAAGAUGAUGAUCAGCAAAAACUAGAAGUUAUAAGUAUUUUGAAUAAGGCUCCAAAGAAUAACACAUUUUUGGCUGUUCAGAAUCCCAAGUCAACUGAAUCAAUUUCUUUUACUAAAACAAUCAAAAACACAUCAUUCCAACGUGAAGAUGAUGCUCAUCAGUUUCAAACUUCCAAUACUCAAGUAUUUUCAUCUGACAAAAAAGUCGCCAUCAGUUUUGUAAAAGAUCAAUCCCGCAAAAGACCUAAAUCACCAUCUCCAACUUCAACUUCACCUUCACCUUCACCUCCUCCAAGAAUUAGACGUUUACAUGAUGUUUCUAUUCAAACAAUACAUCCAUCAUCUGUAUCUCGAUCACCAAUUCAAAUAAAUUCUCAUCGGCGACAUUUAGAUGAGCACAAUGAUCAUCAUGAAUCUCCAAUAAAACGUAUUUCUUCACGAAAUACAACAAUAGACACAGAACAACAAGAUCUAUCUACAUUAUUAAAAAAUUCUUUAAAACGAAUGCCGAAAAAUGCAUCUGAUUACAUACGAACAAAAGAAAAGCCAUCAAUACAAUCAAAUUCAGAUGCUACAACAGUUUUAGUAACAAAUCUUCAAUCAUCAGUUACAGAAGACGAUGUUACUGAAUUAUUUAGUGAAGUUGGUCAUAUUGAUGAAAUAAUAACAUUAAGUCGUGGUUGUGUUCAAAUUGUUUAUUCGAAACCAGAACAUGCUGAAGAAGCAGUUGCUAAAUAUCAUAAUCGAUUAUUAGAUGGACAACUCAUUUAUGUUAGUCUUCAACAACCAUCUUCUUAUGCAACAAAAUCAUCCAAAAAUUCUUCUUCAUCACGAUAUUCCAAAUCAACAACAUCGAAAGACAAUAGAUCAUCACAAUCAAUUAACGAAAAUGAAUAUUCAAAAUCAAAUUCAAAUAAAAUUGUUAUUGAUCCAACAUUUAUGCGUCAAGCUCUAUUCUAUCCAUCCAAUAAUACAAAAAAUCCUGUACAAUUUCAAGUUAAACUUUAA